AUGAGCAGAAUACGUUCAACAUUCAAUACAACCACAAGGCACAACAGAAAUGCACAACAAUUUCGAAGUGGGUGUCUUCUUUUGUUGUUGUCGAUGGGAGCUUCGAUGAGUGCAGCCUUUGUUCUGCCACACACGCAACAACAACAACAGGUUAGAUCAACAAUUGGAUCCAAUCCCAUCACUACCUUUGCUGCUUCUGUGGAAGACAAACUGGAAGUCUUUGAUGCCGACAAGGAGGAGGCCAUUCAACAACAAAAGAACUUGAUGAAAAAACGACGAGAAGAGCAAAAAUAUCAACCCAAGGACGCUCAAGAAUGGAAAUUCUUUGAUACAGCCCGGGUUCACGUCAGUGGAGGAGAUGGAGGAAAUGGCUGUGUCAGUUUUCGACGUGAAAAGGGAGAAGCCAUGGGAGGACCAAACGGUGGUCGAGGUGGCCGUGGGGGUUCCGUCUACCUCAUUUGCGACAAGAGCAUCAACACCUUGGCCCCCUUAAGGUAUAGAGUCCACGUUCGAGCUACUAAGGGUCGCAAUGGACUAGGAAAGGGUAAAGAUGGUCAAAAGGGAAAGGAUAUUGCCAUUAAGGUGCCUCCAGGUACUGUCAUUCGUGAACUCCGAACCCAAAAGUUGGCCGGCGAAUUGAAAGAGGACGGCGAACGAUUCCUAGUAGCCCGAGGUGGACGAGGAGGUAGAGGCAAUGCUGCCUUUAUGACUCAGCGCAACACUGCCCCCAAGAUUGCGGAACGGGGAGAACCCGGUGCCAAGUCUUGGUUGUCGGUGGAAUUGCGAUUGGUUGCCGAUGUUGGUUUUUUGGGAAAACCCAAUGCCGGAAAGUCGACACUAUUGGCAUCCUCCAGCAAUAACAAACCAAAGAUUGCGGACUACCCUUUCACGACGAUUGUUCCCAACUUGGGAAUAUGCAACAUUGGAGAAGAAGGUGCCGGGCUCGUUCUCUGUGAUAUUCCUGGACUGAUUGAAGGUGCUGCGGGAGGAGCUGGAUUGGGGCCUGCCUUUUUGCGUCACGUCCAACGAUGCAAGGUCCUAUUGCACGUCGUAGAUGGCUCCUCCGAAGAUCCUAUUGGAGACUUUAACACCAUCAACAAUGAACUGAAAAUGUACGACGAAUUUCUGGCCCAAAAGCCACAAGUAGUUGUGUUGAACAAGAUUGAUCUGCCUGACGUUCAAGACAAGCAAGAAGACUUGUUGGAGCAAUUGCGAGAGGCUGCUGGUCAUUCUCGUGUCUUGCCCAUUUCGGCUGCCACCACGGAACGUGUGAAAGAACUGAUGGGACGUUUGAAAAAGUUUGCCGAAGCCCAACCCGUCAUUGACUUGCCCCCCAUUCCCGAGAUUGAUUUGGGCAAGGCCGGUUUGGACUUUGACAGUGAUGACUACGAAAUCCUAAGUGAUCCAUCGUACCCAGGCCAGUGGAGGAUCAGUGGGGAGUACAUUGAACAGAUUGCCAAGAUGACGCAUUGGGAAUAUCCCGAAGCGGUUGCCCGAUUUGGUCGACAAUUGGAUGCCGUGGGCAUUGCCAAGGAAUUGCAAGCCCGAGGUGCUCAGGAUGGAGAUUUGGUCAUGGUGGACGAGUAUGAUUUUGAGUUCAAUCCCAAUCUUACCAAUCCUUAUAUCCCCCAAGACUUGUUGGACCGUGAAGCCAUGUUUGACGGCAGCAAGUCGAAAGGUGACGAUGAGGACGAAGCGAUUGCCUGGAGACCAUACCAACAGGGUGGAUUCUUGGAUGAAGAUGUGGGCGAGUUGGUUGGAUUCACAGAAGCAGAAGAGUGGGAUAUGUUGGAUGAAGAUUUUGAGUUUGAUGAAGACAGUGCCGACUUUGACUUUGGAGAGGACGAGGUGUGGAUGUCACAAUAA
Molecule: messenger RNA, 1866 nt
Organism: Cylindrotheca closterium
Lineage: Eukaryota; Bacillariophyta; Bacillariophyceae; Bacillariales; Bacillariaceae
Source: the annotation of a GenBank genome assembly